This is a messenger RNA of Megalops cyprinoides (Indo-Pacific tarpon), 2113 nucleotides long. It is a transcript of the gene rab13, whose product is annotated as RAB13, member RAS oncogene family. The transcript is spliced from 8 exons. Gene Ontology annotation, cellular component: trans-Golgi network transport vesicle; plasma membrane; endosome. Bases 488 to 1087 code for a protein of 199 amino acids. Gene Ontology annotation, molecular function: GTP binding; GTPase activity. Gene Ontology annotation, biological process: protein secretion; cellular response to insulin stimulus; Golgi vesicle fusion to target membrane. Lineage: Eukaryota; Metazoa; Chordata; Actinopteri; Elopiformes; Megalopidae. The record is from RefSeq and is a predicted model, not a curated record.
CCUAGCGGAGUGCUUGGGAACCUUUCGACGUAAUCUGUCGAGAACUCCGACAGCAAAAAAAAGUAAAUUUUUAAGCGAAAACGCGAAUGUGUAGAUACGUGUUAAUCGAUCCUCUAGGAAGAGAAAAAGGCUUGUGUUUGAUUCGUUUUAUUGUACUGUUGCUAUGUACAAUACUUUAAAAACUCUGCGAUGAGGGACAGUUAGAGUUAGCAUUUGAUUCAACUUUCGCUUUUAUGUAUGUUUCUCCUGUUAUUUUCUCUCGGAAGAACUGAAACUCGGUUGAGGACGGGAAUCUGUGACAUCUUUGGAGGACAGUAUCCAAAUAAACAUAAAGACUAAACUUCAUUCUGUCAACGGAGAGUUCAUAACUUCGAUGUGGUUAUUGUGGGAAAAGUAGAGGCUUAGAAAGGGAAAGGCGGAGGUUUAUGAAAGAUUACCGUACAUUUUUACGUUCACUGACUGGGUGUAUAGAGAAGACUAACAGACAAUGGCGAAGAAAUACGACUUUCUAUUCAAAUUAUUGCUAAUCGGAGAUAGCGGGGUCGGCAAGACUUGUUUAAUCAUCCGAUUUGCGGAGGAUAACUUCAACUCCACUUACAUAUCGACUAUCGGCAUCGACUUCAAGGUGAAGACGAUAGAGGUGGAGGGAAAGAAAGUGAAGCUGCAAGUCUGGGAUACAGCCGGCCAGGAGAGGUUCAAGACCAUCACAACUGCUUAUUACAGAGGGGCAAUGGGCAUCAUCCUGGUGUAUGACAUCACUGAUGAGAAGUCCUUCGAGAACAUUCAGAACUGGAUGAAGAGCAUCAAAGAGAAUGCAUCAUCUGGGGUCAGUCGAAUGUUGCUGGGGAACAAAUGUGACAUUGAAGCCAAAAGGAAGGUGUCCAAGGAGACGGGGGAAAAGCUGGCAAAGGAUCAUGGGAUUCGAUUCUUCGAGACAAGUGCAAAGUCCAGCAUCAACGUGGAGGAGGCCUUUGUUGCUCUGGCACGAGACAUCCUACUGAAAUCCAGCAAGAAACCGGGUCCUACAGGUCGAGAGGUCAAACUGACCACCACUGAGAAGAAAACAUCCAAAUGUCUCUUACUCUGAACUGAGCAAACAGGUCAUUACCAGAGGGGUAUUAAUGGAUAUGAGGGGCGUUUAGGAGCAGUAUUACAGCCAGGAGUGUUUUUAUGAAUGGCAGUGUAAAGUAGGAAAGUGUUACGAAUGCAGGAUAGCCAAGGGGAAGUUUUGAAAGGAGAGGUUAAGUAGGAAGAUUGAUACUAUAACAUAGGUAUACUGUACAUACAAAAUACAAUCUGCUGCAAUGACUUGUGUUACCAUGGUGAUUACCAUGUUACUUUAACUCUACACAGAAUUACACUUCAGUUACACUACAGAGUCACACAUUAUUGGCAAGAUACAGCUGAAAAGUAUUAUGAGAUGAAAACUGAGUAGAAUAUUUGUGGGUGGAUUAGUUUAGACUAGUACUGCCCAGCUACCUGGAAGACUGCAUUCCAGUAGGUUUUAAUUCUAUCUGAGCACUUUAUAUCCUGAUUGAAAUCACUGUCCUUUUUCAUUGAACCAAUUCAAACUUGUCAGGUCCUUGAGUGAUUCAAUGAGAGCUGAAAACUUGCUGGACUGCAAUCUUCCACGAAUGAAGGAAAGCCUUGUGGCUGAGGAGAGUGUGAUUGAGAAUGUGGCAGAGAAAGAUGGAGAAAUGUGGGAUAUACAUGGGCAGGGGUGGAGGAAGGAAGGGUAUAAAGAGUAUGAAUGAGUCAAAGGAGCAAAGUCUCAGAAAGGAAGGAAACAGCAUGCUGAUGAGUGACUGGAAUACUGACGCGUCUGACAGACUGACGGACGGACUGACUGAUGGACUCACCGGUCGUGUAUCUCAUAAGGUCACAGUUUCUGUAUUUGUGCAAACAAAGACACCGCUUUUCCCCGCUCAGUCUUAUCACUGCAGAGUCACUGUGGGGCUACUUCUGUCUUUCUGUUCCUCACUGUCACCUUCACUCCCUUUCCUGUCCUUUUUUUUUCUGUCAGUCUUUCACUCUGCAAAUGAAAACAUUCCUUACUUUUCAUUUAUCUUGUUUUCCUAUCAGAUUAUAUACUGUAUGAGCUGCUUAAAAGACA